Messenger RNA from Vombatus ursinus (common wombat), 1071 nucleotides. It is a transcript of the gene GUCA2B, whose product is annotated as guanylate cyclase activator 2B. NCBI's taxonomy places the organism in Eukaryota, Metazoa, Chordata, Mammalia, Diprotodontia, Vombatidae. Gene Ontology annotation, molecular function: guanylate cyclase activator activity. The transcript is spliced from 3 exons. The coding region runs from base 99 to 428 and encodes 109 amino acids. Gene Ontology annotation, cellular component: extracellular region. The record is from RefSeq and is a predicted model, not a curated record.
AUCACCAAGGUUUAAAAGGCACUGUAGAGAGGUCAGGGUGGAAGCCUGGGAGGUGAGAGAAAGGAGGAAAACCAGGGGAAAGUAGACUGGAAGAUACCAUGAAGGUUCUGGCACUCCCCGUGGCUGCUGCUGCCAUGCUCUUGAUACUGGCACAGAACACCCAGUCAGUCUUGAUCGAGUAUGAGGGCCUCCGGGUGAAUCUGGAGUCUGUGAAGAAGCUGGAUGGAAUCCUGGAAAAGUCUAAUGAUUUGAGUCCCCACGUGAGAAAGGAAGAUUCACUCUCCCUGUGUAGCAGCCCUCAACUGCCCGAGGACCUCCAGCCUGUCUGUAAGACUCCCCAUGCUGCCGACACCUUCAGAGCCCUGAGAAGCAUUGCCGAAGACGACUGUGAAAUCUGUGUAAAUGUGGCCUGCACGGGCUGCUACUGAGGCAGCAUCAAGGACCCUCCCCACCCGAAGGAAUCAAUGCUGGUUCUGCCUUAUCCCCAUCUUGACCUCCCUCCCUGCCCCUACCCUCCUACCCCACACACAUAAAGCACAAAUGUCUACAGAUGGAUACAUCCCUGAUUCUGAGCCAGCCUCUGGCCCACUUCAUGGGAGAAAGGGAAGAGCCCUGGAUUCCUGUCAUCUCUAAGCUAUGUCUGAUGAGGGCCUCUCUCCAGAGGUGAUGCCCGAGGGCCCUGCAAUGGCUGUCUGGCCAGGGAGUAGAGCAAGCUGGGCCACGAUGUUCUGGGGUGCUAAACUGCCUCCCAACCCCCAACAACUACCAGGAACCCUCAUUCCACUCUGGAUGCAACACCUGGAGAAAGACACAGGGGGGGAGGAUCAAACCCAGCCGCCACGUGGGCCUCUCCCCACAUUCCCAUACCACCAUAGCCCAGAGGAAGGAAUAUCCUUAUGAUGAUAGAAGGACCUUCAUCUCCAUCACCACCACCAUUAUCAUCAUCGUAGCCAACAGCAGCAUCCUUAGGCCAUUUGGGGCUGCACCUUGAACAAAGAAAUUUAAACAGUCACAACUCCUGCCUUUGAUGAAUUUUUCCCGUCCAAUCUGAGGCAGACUUCCUGCCAUGCA